Bombus huntii is the source of this 1871-nucleotide messenger RNA. RefSeq names its product splicing factor YJU2. Gene Ontology annotation, cellular component: U2-type catalytic step 1 spliceosome. Lineage: Eukaryota; Metazoa; Arthropoda; Insecta; Hymenoptera; Apidae. The record is from RefSeq and is a predicted model, not a curated record. Gene Ontology annotation, biological process: mRNA splicing, via spliceosome. The transcript is spliced from 4 exons. The coding region runs from base 204 to 1268 and encodes 354 amino acids.
ACGUGUACCAACGUUGGAGUAUUAAAACUAAUAUAGAAUGCGUAGACUUCCAUAAGCAAGGGUGGCAGCACUGAAUAGUGUACUUUAGUUGUUACUUUGACAGCAAAGAUAACCUAAAGUAUAUUUAUGUUGUAUAACUACCUAUUUAUUUGUGUCCUAUAAUAUAUUUUGUGUUAAUAAUCUUAUUGCAUUAAACCAGAAACAUGUCGGAGCGUAAAGUUUUAAACAAAUAUUAUCCGCCGGAUUUUGAUCCGUCAAAAAUCCCUCGUAUGAAAUUAGCCCGAAAUAGACAAUAUACAGUUCGUUUGAUGGCUCCUUUCAAUAUGAGAUGCAAAACUUGCGGUGAAUACAUUUACAAAGGAAAAAAAUUUAAUGCUCGUAAAGAAGAUGUCGAAGGUGAUGAUUAUUUAGGAAUACGAAUUUACAGGUUUUACAUAAAAUGUACUAGAUGCCUGCAAGAAAUAAGUUUUAAAACAGAUCCCAAGAAUACGGAUUAUGAGAUUGAAGCGGGUGCAACCAGAAAUUUUAUGGCCUUAAAGUUAGCGGAAGAACAAGCGCAGAGAGAGGAAGACGAAGAAAAAGAGGAAGAAGCUACCAAUCCGAUGAAACUCUUAGAGAAAAGAACAUUGCAAUCGAAACAAGAAUUGGAAUUGUUAGAAUCUUUAGAGGAAUUGAAAGACUUGAAUCGUAGACAACAAACUAUCGAUUAUGAUCAAAUGUUAGAACAAUUUGAUACAAAUGCAGCCAAGCAAAGAACAGAGAAAGAGCAAGAAGAAUAUGACGAAGAGUGUGUUAAAGCGAUAUUUGGUAAAAAAAUUGUUGUAGAAGAAGAAAUUGUAGAAUUAGAUGAGAGCGAAAGCAGUGAACCAGCAAAAAAGGUAAUGAAAAGAAGUAAAAGUAAAACUGAAAAUAAUAAGUUUCAAUCUACAACAGACGAAGAAAAGCCUAAGGAAACUCAAAGAAUAAAACCAUCUGAAACAUCAUUGUGGUCUGAAAGUACACCGUCAUCGUCAAAUAGAAAAAGUUUGCUAGGCAUAGUUAAAAGAAAAACAAAUUUAGUAAAUACCAAAGUAAAUUCAAACGCCGUAGUUGCUAGUACCGAUAAGGAAGAAACGCAAACUGUGGCAAGAAAAGAAACUGAUGCUUCUACGGAAGAAAGUAAAAAUCCAAACAAAAAUACGUCUGAAAGUAUGCAUAAGUCGACGAGCAAUAAUGGUCUGUCUUUACUGGGUGCAUAUUCUGGCAGCAGUGAUAAUGACAGUGAUUAACAUAACGUUUGAUAAAUUUAAUAUAAAUCAAAAUACAUAUACUCAAUUUACACGCCUCUUCUCAAAAAUAUUGCCAACAAUCUACGAUUCUAUUAAUCGUGUCGAAUAUCGAAUCAAAAAGAUCUUGCAAACGAUGUAAAGUGCCGCUUACCAAAGACUUAAUGUUUAAUAACAUAAAAUAAUCUCUUUGACAAAGAGAUCGACCAAAGAUGGAGAUCAUUUACGUUGACGAUGAUUAGAAAGUUCCUUACAGGAUGCCGAAGCCCUUACCCCUAAAACAUAGAAAAAUAAAAUCGGUCAGAGAGUUGAAGAAAUUAGAAAUCGGUCUGUUUCAAAGGCUAGGCACUCUGUAAGGAACUUUUGUAUCGACGAUAUAACAUUGAAAAUUCGGUAGCAGGGAGUACCUAGCCUAUUAAAUCAGACCUUAUUAAUACAACGUACAAAUUUAUUUACAACGUACUUUACUAAUGGUUCCCAUGUCAAACUAUGAUUAAAGGUUGUAUAUGAAUUUGUAUUAUUCAUAAGUAGAAAUUUUUAUUUUUUAUACUAAUAACGACUGCAAAUGUUAUUUAUAGCCAUUAAGUAACAAACUUAUUGUAAUAU